UUGCAGAAUGACAGUGCUGAGUUUGAUUGGGCUGCCUUGAUGUGUUGCUUGAAAUAAGUACAUCGUGGAGAGAUGGCGUCGCUGUCAUCUCCUCUGAGAAUCUGUAGAGAAAUAUUAAAAGAGUUACGUGCCAUUCAAGGACCGAGUUACAAACAGUCGCUGGCUUACAACUAUGUUUUAGAUCAAUUUCGCAAGAAUAAGGUUACAGGGGAAAGGUACUGCCGAGCCCAACAGGAGGCGCGCCACGCAUCGCUCACAUACCUGUGUUUGCUAGUGUCCACCAGGAACCACCUGGCCCUGCAUAACCUCUACCAUGGCAAGGGAGAGCGCAGCCCUGAAGAGGUGGCCGGCCUAGUGGGGCUCAGGCUGCCCACACAGCCUGGAGGGAAAGGCUGGGAGAAGUGAGGACAUGGGAAUGUCAGUCCGUGGGAGAAAAUCCUGAAACUCUCCUGGUAUUACCUGUGUGAAUAGCUGUUGUAUCUGGUCUCAUACAGCUGGCCUCACGUAAUUUAAACUACAUAUAUGUAGUUGACCAGGGUCUGCUGGUUGUGACACUGUCGAAUGAGGAAACCUGACUUCAUUCUGUUGAGCAACCAUUGUUCAAAGUGAAGGAAAAUAUGUGAACUGAUAAAAGUUUCAUCUAAAAUCAAACCCUUGUUGAUACAGCCUUUGUUUUAGUUGUGUUAAUGUCUAAUAGCAGCUCAUCAAUAACACUGAAUAUACCAUCACUUGGUGCAUGUCUCUCAUUUCAAGUUAAUCACCUGAACAGUUGGUGCAAAGGUUAGAAUAACUGGCUGUGUUUAAGUAUGUGUAUGAAUGAACAGGCUAAAAUAAAUGUCAAUCUUUAUGU
Girardinichthys multiradiatus is the source of this 850-nucleotide messenger RNA. Its product is annotated as protein FMC1 homolog. The transcript has 2 exons. The coding region runs from base 73 to 405 and encodes 110 amino acids. The record is from RefSeq and is a predicted model, not a curated record. NCBI's taxonomy places the organism in Eukaryota, Metazoa, Chordata, Actinopteri, Cyprinodontiformes, Goodeidae. Gene Ontology annotation, cellular component: mitochondrion.